This is a messenger RNA of Dunckerocampus dactyliophorus (ringed pipefish), 3894 nucleotides long. Its product is annotated as neuronal acetylcholine receptor subunit alpha-2-like. The transcript has 7 exons. Gene Ontology annotation, biological process: signal transduction; nervous system process; regulation of membrane potential. Gene Ontology annotation, cellular component: postsynaptic membrane; synapse; neuron projection. Gene Ontology annotation, molecular function: transmembrane signaling receptor activity; acetylcholine-gated monoatomic cation-selective channel activity. Bases 611 to 2560 code for a protein of 649 amino acids. NCBI's taxonomy places the organism in Eukaryota, Metazoa, Chordata, Actinopteri, Syngnathiformes, Syngnathidae. The record is from RefSeq and is a predicted model, not a curated record.
UCAGCCUUACACUACCAAAAAGUUUGGACACACUUUCUCAUUCAGUAGCAUGAGGAAGUCUGUCCAAACUUUUGUUUCAUGUCAGAUCCACGUCAGUGUGAUGCAACAAUGUAAAGUGUAGAAAACAGAAGGGGGCAAAGGACAAAGCCUUGUAGCACACCUUGGUGCUAGUGUGAAUGAUAACAAUUUUUUUCAGUGGAAAUAGACACUAGAGUGUUGCUUUCCUGGGUCUAGACCAGGUUCCCCUUGCUUUCUUACAGAACUGUAGCGCUCGCAAAGGAAUAGAGGGAGAUAGAGACCGAGCGAGGGGGAGGAGGCACAGAGAUGAUAGACACAGUGAGGGAGUCAUGCAUGUAGAAAGAGGGGGGAAGCUUAAGACACUUGAGGCAAAGAUUCCACCAGAGCGAGGAGACACUUCCUUCCCUGGUGUGUUGAAUCCAGACAGGCGGCGCUCUGUCUAAAACUCAAAAGUGGACAUCAGAGUGACAGAGUGUGGAGGUGGGAGGAGGGUGGACAGAUGGAUGAGGAGGAACGGCAGCAAGCUGACAUUAACUCAUUUAACAUUUGUCUGUUUAAUAAGCUCCACUGAAGCAAAGACCACACUGUUUCUAUGGCGACAUCUCACUGCUUGACGAGGACCAUGGAUGUAAACAAAUGCCUCUGCUUACUUCUCUUCACUCUCUGUACUCGAGCAACUCUCUUUAUGGCCGAAAAUCAUCCGAGCCAGAGAGAUAUGUGUUGCUAUGCUGGACUGCGGGCCCAUGCCGAGGAGAAGCUGCUCCAGGAUCUGUUUGUGCGGUACAACAAGCUUUCCAGGCCAGUGGAAAACUCUUCAGACACAGUUCUGGUCCACUUUGGACUCUCCAUCGCUCAGCUCAUAGAUGUGGAUGAGAAGAACCAGAUGAUGACCACAAACGUCUGGGUCAAGCAGGAAUGGAACGAUUACAAGCUGCGCUGGAACCCGGAGGAAUACGAUAAUGUCACCUCCAUCCGCAUUCCCUCAGAGAUCAUAUGGAGGCCCGACAUUGUCCUCUACAACAACGCUGAUGGUGACUUUGCAGUGACCCACCUCACCAAGGCUCACCUGUUCCACGAUGGGCGCAUCAAGUGGAUGCCUCCAGCCAUUUACAAGUCCUCGUGCAGCAUCGACGUCACCUUUUUCCCCUUCGACCAACAGAGCUGCAAGAUGAAGUUCGGCUCGUGGACGUACGACCGAGCCAAGAUCGACCUGAUCAGCAUGGCCAGUGACGUGGAUCAGAUGGACUACUGGGAGAGCGGCGAGUGGGUGAUCGUGAACGCGGUGGGCAAGUACAACACCAAGAAGUAUGAGUGCUGCACGGAGAUCUACGCGGACAUCACAUACUACUUCAUCAUCCGAAGGCUGCCGCUCUUCUACACCAUCAAUCUGAUCAUCCCCUGCCUGCUUAUCUCCUGUUUGACCGUGCUGGUGUUUUAUUUGCCAUCGCAGUGUGGCGAGAAGAUCACCUUGUGCAUUUCGGUUUUGCUCUCCCUCACAGUUUUUCUAUUGUUGAUUACAGAGAUCAUCCCGUCCACGUCGCUGGUGAUUCCGCUCAUUGGAGAAUACCUGCUUUUCACCAUGGUCUUUGUCACACUGUCCAUCAUUAUCACUGUUUUUGUUUUGAACGUACACCACAGGUCGCCACAAACCCACGGAAUGCCUCAUUGGGUGCGAAGGGUCUUUUUGGACAUGGUGCCCCGGGUCCUGUUCAUGAAGAGACCACCCGGUACGGCCAAGCAGCACUGCAAGAAGCUCAUUGAAAUGAUGCACCGUCCCACCAGUAUAUCAGCGACGGGCAACUCCCAAACCUUCUGGAUGGGUGUAGAGAUGGGGUUCACUCAUAUUAGGCAAGCGGAGAAAAGCCUGCCGAAGACUCCAUCCGACAGCCCAAAUAUCCACAUCUGUUCUCCUUCUCCCCCCUCCUCCCCUCUCCAGAAAAAAACCCCAAUUAAAGCAAACAUCUUUUCCCAGUCGCCCACCAAACAGUGUUCCAGUCUCCAACGAGUACACAACUUGUCUUCUUCUCAGUUGUCCUUACCCCCAACGUUGCCUCUAGGGCCCCUUCGCGGCCUCUCCAAGGAAGACGCCAACACACUCUCCCCGAACGGACGCUCCCACAGCACAGAGCAAAUGAGCGACCACCAGAGGGAGUUUCCUCUGAAGGCAGAGCAGCGAUGUCGAUCGGGAAGCUUCCGCUACUGCUGCCUUCACAACGAAGGGCCAGAGAAAGGGACGGGGUCUGUAGACCAAACAAAGCAACAAACGCAGACAAACUGCCUCAAGGCAGAGUCCACGAAACAAGCAAGGAGCCAACAAGAGUUGGUGAUUCCAUCCAUCUCCCCGGCUGUACAACGGGCCAUUGAGGGAGUUCAGUACAUCGCCGAUCACCUCAGGGCGGAGGACGAUGACUUCUCAGUGAAAGAAGACUGGAAGUAUGUCGCGAUGGUGAUCGACAGGAUAUUCCUCUGGAUGUUUGUACUGGUGUGUAUACUGGGAUCAGUGGGACUUUUUCUUCCACCUUGGCUGGCUGGAAUGAUCUAAAAACUAUUUCAAAGACUAUUUAACCUGUUUUUUCAUCAGUCAAAGGAAUUCUAUUGUUUAUUUAUUGAUUCUCAUAAAGGUUAUAAACAAGAUAAAAUGUCUAUCAUUGAUUACAGGAAGUGCAUAAAUAUUUUAUGAGUGAGACCUUCCCGCUAAUAUUUCCAUUUGACAUUCUAACACCUUUGUAUGUGGGAUGCAAACCUCCCCGCCAAGGCUUGAAUUAGCCUAACUUGGAUAUACAUAGCAUCAUCUUGAAAAUUUUUCAUGAGGUUUAGUGCAUUACUCAGUGGGACAUUAAAGAAAAUGGCCAAAAUAAGCAUAAAUGAUUGUUUGACAUGAUAAUUUGUGUAAUUAAUUGUCAAUGAAUUGUGUCUUGAAGAGAAUUAUGUCAAAUGGAUUCGCUACUUGGAUGCAACCAGCAGAGGCACUGUUGUUAUCAGUCUUAACUAAAGACGAAAAGUGCAUGCAAGCAAGACUUCACAACAUUCAGAUUAUCCAAUUCUCCAAACAGUCUAGCAAGAAAUAAUCUAAUAAUAUAAUAAUAAAUUACAAUAGGGCCUUCACAUGACCGAUGAGUGCUCGGUCUCUAAAAAAUAUAAUAAGGAAACAAAUAAAAAGUAAUGACAAUUUAAUUAAAUCAAUUCUCUUUAGAGUCAAAAAUAUCCAUCGCUACUGCAAUGGUAACAAAAGUGGGGGCAAAAUGAAGUUUUAUUUUAUUAAAUCUGCACCAAAAUUUGGAAAAAACAGAAAAGAAACAUCAAAGAAAAAUGUGAAAAAUUUUACGUUCCUGUGACUUUCAUUGAAAGCUAUCAGGUAGUUAAUCCCGCAAAAAUCCGCCAAAAAGCCCGUAAACAAAUAAUACACAGUAACAAACUUAGUGUUGGGUGGUAAAAUAAUAAUAAUAAUAUUAAUUUAUUAAUAUUUUAAUAAUAAUGCUAUCAACUCCCGGAAAUAAAGUUUGGUUUUGACAGUGCUCCCACUACAAAGCCAUUAAACAUCAAAACAGCUUUGUGCACUCUGGUCAUUCAAUAAAAGUGUUGAAAUGUGUGUGCGUGUGUUUGCCUGUGUAUGUGUGUAUUGAUUUUUGCCCGUUUUGUCCCCUUACACCGUUUACGAGAGCACUCAUGCAGAUCCCCCUUGUUAGCGCUUGACUUAACACAUUUAUUCAAUAUUUGUUCGAUCUUUCUCAUUUGACCUAUCACAGACCUUGUGAUCGGUCAGUGGUCCAAUGUCGAUGAUGUGAUGAAAUAAAGCAUGGAUGACUUUUUUUCCUACUCCUGCUAUGCUUGAGUUAUGUUAUGCUUCAAGUGUUUAACAUUUACAAUAUGACGAAA